Molecule: messenger RNA, 989 nt
Organism: Cucumis melo (muskmelon)
Lineage: Eukaryota; Viridiplantae; Streptophyta; Magnoliopsida; Cucurbitales; Cucurbitaceae
Product: axial regulator YABBY 4-like
Exons: 7
Coding region: 63-647 (194 amino acids)
Biological process (GO): cell fate commitment; plant ovule development; multicellular organism development
Cellular component (GO): nucleus
Source: RefSeq, a predicted model, not a curated record
UCUUAUUCAUCACUCUCUUUUAUCUGUUUUGUGUUAGAAAUAAAUUAAAAGAAGGUGUUGAUAUGUCGACAGUGGAGCAGCUCCUUGCCGAUUCCUCUGAACAGAUUCGCUAUGUGCAAUGUGGUCUUUGUAGCACCAUAUUAUUGGUAAAUGUUCCAUACAGCAACUUGUCAAUGGUGGUGAGUGUAAGAUGCGGAAACUGUGCUGGUCUUCUCUCUGUCAACAUGGCUAAGCCCUCUUUUAUCCCUUUUGAUCUUCUCACUUCCCUCUCUCAUAACUUGCCAAAGGAGGGUUUUGGCCAAGAGUUUAACGUCCAGAAACACUACUGCUUGGACAGCCUCAGCAACACAUCAUCGUCGUCCGACCUCCUAACCUCGUACCAUAACAUUAUUCAAAAUCAUGAAGAUGAUGACGUCAUCAUUAUUCCACCCACUCCAGUUGUUAACAAGCCCCCGGAGAAGAAACAGCGAGCCCCGUCAGCUUAUAACCAAUUCAUCAAGGAAGAGAUUCGGAGGCUGAAGGCAGAGAAUCCAGCGAUGGCUCAUAAAGAAGCAUUCAAGACAGCUGCAAAAAAUUGGGCUCAUCUUCCGCCAGUCAAUGCCGAAGGAGCUGAUCACAUGAUGCUGAGGAAGAAAAACGUAAUGUAGCCAAAGGGGGAGAGCGUCAUAUUAAUUAACUUAAAUCAGAGUUCAAAGUGUGGUUCUUAGAAGUUAUUGAAGAAGAAAAAAAAAACUCCCUUACUGCCUGUGCUUUGGAUCUGCGCCCAACGACAAUGAAAGAUAUUAAUUUCAUCCUGACAUAAAGACACCAACACCCUCCCUCCCUCUCUCUUUUUUCUAUCACCUUUUCUUUUCAUUUAAUAUAAUAAUAAAAUUCAUGUAAUGCCCCUCCCCCUUCCCUCCCUCUCUCUCUCUUCUUCUAAUUUUUUAUUUAUAUUUUUUGUAUUGAAUUUUAGCUUUCAAUCAAACAAAGCUUAGGCAUAUAUAUAU